AUGAAGUUUCUGGUGUCAAAGAGGCGGUUCAAAGAGAGCUUGCGGCCUUAUGAUGUCAUGGACGUGAUCGAGCAGUACUCGGCAGGUCACUUGGACAUGCUGUCCCGCAUCAAAAACCUGCAGUCCAGAGUUGACCAGAUAGUUGGUAAAGGGCCCAAAGGUGACGGAGAGGCUUCAGAUGACCAGAGCAUGAUGGGACGUCUGGUGAAAGUGGAGAAGCAGGUGGUCUCUAUGGACAGGAAACUAGAUUUCCUGGUCAAUGUGUACGUGCAACGUAUCCCUCGAUCAGAAACAGAUGCCUUUUUCAACUCCAAAGAGCCGUACCCAGCCCCGCCUUACCACAGCCCAGAGGAGGAGAAGGAGGGCAAAGAGGAGUUGAAGGAGGAGAAGGAGGUGCAGAUAUGCUCACCUGCAGAACUCCCCUGCUCUGACGGCUCUUUGGAAAAGAAAGAUCCUUUACUGGGUCGCUCUGUGGCGAUAUCGAUGGGCACUCCCUCUGGCAGCCACAGUCGCGCCUCUACCUCCUGGCAGCACCAGCUGCAGCACCCCCUCAGCCAGCCUGCCUGGAACAGCAGCGUGGCCAAUUCCCCAUCACCAGUGGGAGGCAGCAGAGACCAUUCGCCCAACCUGUUCCGCCUCCCGCCUCCACCUGCUCCAGUUCACGAGCGAGGCUCUUCUGGCCCGGGCAGCAGAGAGAGCGACUCCCAAAGCAGGAGGCGCCACCGGAGGCCGAGGUGCCAGCGGGACGCCGCCGCUGUAGAGAGCGAUACUUCUCUAUCUAUCCCGUCUGUUGACCACGAGGAGCUGGAGCGCUCCUUCAGCGGCUUCAGCAUCUCCCAGGCAAAGGAGGACUUCUUUGGGCCGACUUUCUUCACAGGCUCAGGAGGGGGCGCCAACGCAGCGCCUGAAGCCGCCGCUGCUCCUUCAAUCUGUGCCAGGGUACGACCCUUCAUAGCAGAGGGCGAAUCAGACACAGACUCUGACCUCUACGCCCCCUCACCUCUGUCCUUCACCGGAGAGGUCUCAUGCGGAGAAAGGGGGUGGCCCGGACUGAAGUAGGUCAGGAAGAACUGCUACGCCCGGCAGAGAGGCGCAUCAGGUGACCUAUCAUGUGACCUUGUAGCCAACUGACUGACUGUUGCUGCUGACCGUGCUAUUUAAGGUUAAAAGUUAAGUCAGCGAUUCUAAAGAAAGGUUGUUGAUAUUUGAACUCAAUACCAACCAAUACCCUGCUCCAGAUUUACCAUCCCUCCCACUGCCUUUCCCUUUAUAAAUACAUCCAUGUUCUGCCCCUGGUUGCUGAUUGGCUGGAAUGGUGUUGUGUCCAUUUGCUUUUUUCACACUUACAGAACCAGGGCUGUGAAAGAACAAACACAGAGCAGACGGUUAGCAAACUAAAAGGGAGAUAUUUACUCAAGUUGACACAAGUUGCAUUUGAUUAGAAUAGCAGACUCCACCUUUAGGCGUAUGGUUAUAAUUAGCAGUUUAUAACUGAAAAUAAAAUCAAAGGGUCGUUUUUAUCACCUUUUUUGUUUAAUAAGCAACGCUUAACUGCAUUGCAUCUAUAAGGAUCUUGUUUAAUUAGAAAAAAGCUAUUUAGGGACAUUUAUUAUCUUAAUUUGGGUCAUUUUAUUGAAUUUCUUAAAUGUGAUUUAUGACACUUCAUUUCGGCAUUUUAUGAAACAAAAUCACCUUGAUUUCUUCCAGUGAGUGCACUUCAGCACUUCUCCUGUUACUCCAUUAAUACCAUCUUCCCUUAUGUGUGAUUUAGUCAUGCAAAAUUGUUUAAGUCCUGGUUAGCGUAGUGUCUUGCUAACUUCUAUACCUUUGAAUGACUUGAGGUGUUAUGAUGCCAAAACCCUAGCUAUGAUAAUCAAUUAGAUUCUUGCAGAGUAAAAAAGAAACAUGCUUGCUUUUCAGCAUCGAUAACCCGGCUGGUGUUUACUGAAUACUACAGAAGGACUCCCCCUCAAAGUAUUGCUUUGAUACUUCCCCAUCGAAAAAUGAACCGGCUGCAUGGCAUGUUACUGUUGGUGAUUUAUUUAAGGAUUGCAGGAUACAAAACCAGCCAUGAGUCGGCAGACAAAUUCCAUGUGAAUUUCUCUUAAAUACAGACAUACAUGAAAUGCAUGAGUGGUUUCAAGCUACAGUUUUUAAAAAGGGGCUCAAUUACAAUCAUUUCAAUGCAGCCUAGCUUGUUGAUUUCAAUGGCUUUCUUUUUCUAAGCAAAACCAAAUGAUUUACACAUGAAAUACAAGGACAGAUGCCACAUAUGGAAACAAUAUGGACUCAAAUGGGUCAUUAGCUCAUUUGUUUUUUACUGUUAUCCUACAACAUGCAGUGUUGAAGUUGGGCUGUCUUAUGGGACAUGAUGGUGUUAAGCCUGCAAUGCAUAAGUCAGUCACCUAGACUCUCUGCUGCUAAAUCACUUCUGCACUUAACGAGGAAAUGCAAUAACAAGCAAGCAAGCCAAUCAAGAAACCAUCCUUUAUCUUUCACACAAAAACCUAUUGUUUAUAAGUAAAUAUAAAUGUACUUUCAUAAAAGUAGUGCAAGUGCAUUGUUGCAUAGGACGCCCUGUGGCCUGAGUGCAGUUUUUUAGUCGAGUAAUGCUAAAAGCAUGGGAUUCGGAUCUGAAGCAUGAACAGUUGUUAUAAAAACUAACCCGAGUCAUAGGAAAUUAUAAAGUUUUAACAUUAACAUGAUUUAGUAGAGACUGUUCACACAAGAUUUUUUUCAGAAACAAACCUGCUGGCAUGUUUUCUACAACCCAAAGAGAGGACCUGUAGAGUUUUACAUGAAACAGUAGCUUUUAGUUCAACACCGUCAUGUAACUGCACCUUCUUCUAAAAUAAUAAAACUUUGUACA
Messenger RNA from Notothenia coriiceps (black rockcod), 2869 nucleotides. RefSeq names its product potassium voltage-gated channel subfamily KQT member 2-like. Gene Ontology annotation, molecular function: voltage-gated potassium channel activity. The transcript has 3 exons. Gene Ontology annotation, biological process: potassium ion transmembrane transport. The record is from RefSeq and is a predicted model, not a curated record. The coding region runs from base 1 to 1059 and encodes 352 amino acids. NCBI's taxonomy places the organism in Eukaryota, Metazoa, Chordata, Actinopteri, Perciformes, Nototheniidae. Gene Ontology annotation, cellular component: membrane; voltage-gated potassium channel complex.